Messenger RNA from Saccoglossus kowalevskii, 3167 nucleotides. RefSeq names its product type I iodothyronine deiodinase-like. The record is from RefSeq and is marked validated. Gene Ontology annotation, biological process: thyroid hormone metabolic process. NCBI's taxonomy places the organism in Eukaryota, Metazoa, Hemichordata, Enteropneusta, Harrimaniidae. Gene Ontology annotation, molecular function: thyroxine 5'-deiodinase activity.
UCUGUGCCUGUUAGUCUACAUCGGAGAGAUCUCAAACCAAGAACGCAGAUUCCAGUGGACGGAUCGAACAGACCUGUCCAGAUAGACUGUUACUUGGAUCUUCUUCUUUGAGACUACAAAACAAAAAACUGAAAUACCACACAAUAUAGCGAAAGAAACAGUAACCAGAAGCCGGACAUGCCGAAUACUGACACGAUGACUUCCCGUAAGAGGGUGCACGAAGAUGAGGUAACCAAUACUCCAAAUGGAGAAGAGUUCAGCAUCAUAAAGGACUUGAAAAAGAAGAGUAAUGGUAACACACUUGCCUUGAAUGACAAUGAAUCAGUUAAUAAAAAACUGAAAGUAGAACAGCAAGUGAACGGCCAUUCCAAUGGGGUAGAAUCCUCCCUCAAUGUAAAAACCCAAGGUCUAUCUGCAGAGAAGUUCCUUGGCAAUCGUGAUUUAGUAUUAAAGGUCUCCAAGCGUAUGAGAGAAGUGUUGUUGUCCAAAGAACUCUUUGAAGAAUUUGAUCAUAAAGUUGCACAUGUUAAUAAAAAGAAAUACCAUAUGGAGAUGUUUGAUAUUUGCCGGAAAGCAGAACGAAAAGUCUUGGAAGAACAUGGUGUGUGUGCAGAUAUUAUGCAAGGAAGAGUGCCCUUCUUUGCAUUUAUUGUACCAGUUUACAAAGGAGAUUCAGAGGUGAUGAAAUGUUUUGACUUUGUUGGAAAGGGUGUUGCACAUUUACUCAAAGCUCAUAUAGAUGUUGGUGAUGCUCGACCCGAUGUAGAAUUGAUGGGUAUUGAAGACAAAGAACACAUUCUUGUCUCAGACAUCCACUCCCAUAAAGAUAAGCCACUGAUACUAAUUGCUUCAUCGCAAAGCUGACCCAUAAUGAGGACCAUCAUCGAAGGUGGUCCUCUCUUCAGCAUGUUUGAAGAAUUCCAGGACAGAGUUCAGUUUGUGUUCGUUUAUCUGCAGGAGGCUCACCCAAAGGAUGGUUGGAGCUUUGGCGAUCAAUUUUCAGCUGUGAACUCUCAUAAAACUUUAGAAGACAGAAUUGAGGCAGCCAGAAUGUUAGUGGAUUUGAAACCAGAACUACUGACAACCGACCACAAUGAUGAGGAGAAAGUACGUGUUGUAUGUGAUAACAUGGACAACACCUUCGCUCUUGGCUAUGCUGCUUGGCCUGAUCGCAUUCUUAUCAUCGAAGACAAGCAUGUCACUUUCGUCAGCGAACAUGUCACAGAAGUCAUGAAGCAUCCCGAGCAUAUCAUGACAGAAGGUGUUCUGAAAUACCUUCACAAGAGGUUCCCAGCUGUUGAAGAAUGAGCUGUAGUCAGAUGACUAGAAGAAUAGGUAUCUUUUUUUUUUUCAUGAUUCCUUGUUCAUUGUUUUAAUGAUUGUAUUUAUAAAAAAAAAAAAAAGUAGUCUAGAAAGUGUUCAGUAUUGAAUGCUUCUAAUUGAUGGUUGUUCUGACAUGAGAGUUCUCUUGUGAAUCUAUGGCUGCUGAUUCCGGGCUACUUGUUUAGAACACCAUUGUUGACAAUUCGUGUCUGAGCACAGUUUUUCUGCACCUCGACAGAUUGUGGCAUUAAAAAAAAAUAGAACGAGUUUUUAACAGAUUGCAGUUUUCAUUUGGGAAGAAAGUUGUGAACUACUCUAAGGUAACUAUGACGAUGCACAAAUCAGCUCCGAAGGAAGUUUGUGUCUCUGAAAAUCAACCUGAGAAUAUGUAGUUUGUGAUUUUCUUUCCUCCAUGAUAUCUGAAAAAUUUCCAGCAUUCACGGGCUAAGGAGAUGUUCUUUGAAAUGAUAGUUUAUUUUGUUCAUCCAUUUAUGAUUUCACCGACCAUUACUGGUAAUGUGGAUUAGAAUUGAUGGGCCAUUUAACUGUUCAAGUCUUUGAAUAUUUUCUGUGGCAAUUUUGUUGUUUGUCCAUCGAGUACGUUGAGAAGGACCUUUGAUGACGCUUUGGUUAAAUCUCCCAAUGUGGGGAUCCCUUGCGUUUGAGUAAUUUUUUCCUACUCUUGUACACUCGAUCCAUUCGUGCAUUUUUGCCAACUUUGAAUCCCUGGAAAUUUGAACGAAAACAGAAAAGUAAAAACUACUGAACAAGGAAUCAAAAAAAUGUUGGAACUUGAGUUGCAGCAUUAAAAAUUUUUUUUUUGGAUUUAUUGUUGACGACUUAUUUUUUGUGUUAGACUAUGUUCGACGGACAACGAAUUAUUGUUUUGAAAUGAGACUUGUAAAUUUUGGAAGACUUGUUUCUAUGGAAACUAGCUGGGUUAAAAAAAGUAUGUUUGUUUGCAAAUGAUUUCUGGCUUAAAAAAUUAUGUUAAAGAAUGUUGCUAGUAAAACCAUAAUAGCCAUUUGCAUGUUUAACUGAAAUCAAUAUGUGUAAUUUGCAUAUUUAGUUCUCCUAUGCUAGCUAACCUUGCUAUGAAUACUCUAGGUAUUUAUUGAAAAGUUUGGAAUUGAACUAUUUGCUUCUGAAAAUUCUUGCUGAUUAUGAAUUUGAAAUGAUUGAAUGACUGAACUAUUUCAAAUUCUUGAGAAUGUUUUUUUGUAAUAUCGUUUUAAUAUUGCAUCAUAUUGUUUAUGCUAUUUUUCUGCUCGAUUACAAGUUAUUUAAACAUUUUUACUUUAUGUUCUUUCCAAAUUGUUCAACUCAACUGAAAUGGAAGUAUUAUGGCACAUCGUGGAGAGUUGUGGCUAUCACUUGGAUAUAAAUGUGUAAAUACUGUGUUAAAAGUCCGGCCUGGUGGGGGGGGGGGGGGGUGUGCUGGCAAAUUAAUUCAAAUUUAACAAAAUUCUGUAAGAACUUUUUUAAACCUGAUUUACUCAUUUUUUUUUUUUGAAGAAUAUCUUUGAUUUCACUGGCCCCUUGGAAAUUUGAUUAAUAUAUAGUUUUUUUUGGAGCUGCUUUAUCCAGCAGCCAAAUGAACUGUUCACUCAAUUGGGACACUGUCAAAUGAACAGUUCACUUGCUAAGGUUUCUGCAUUCACUUCUCUAAAUUUUUAGCAAUAGAUUUGAAAAACAAAUCAAGUAAUAUGCUUAUUAAGAGAAAUUAAUGUUGAAAUUUCAAAAACGUUUAUGUAAUUGUUUCCAUAGAAUUGAUGUUUUCCAGUGGUUGUAUUAUAUAUAAUUAAAACAUCUUUAUUAAAAAGAAAUAUGACUGAGUGGUAUGC